Molecule: messenger RNA, 1674 nt
Organism: Penicillium cinerascens
Lineage: Eukaryota; Fungi; Ascomycota; Eurotiomycetes; Eurotiales; Aspergillaceae
Product: glycerophosphocholine acyltransferase
Exons: 2
Coding region: 1-1674 (557 amino acids)
Biological process (GO): phosphatidylcholine biosynthetic process
Source: RefSeq, a predicted model, not a curated record
AUGGGGAUGCUAACGUUCGGUCGCUUCCUCAGCCGGCCUUACCCUCACUACCGGGACGGCCCAACCAUCUUCUCCUUCCAACAACAGUUCAUGAUGGAGGACGCUCGCGCCCAACGCCGAAAGUCCGAUUCCACCAUGGGUGAUUCCGUGGCCUCGACGCCGGCCGUUGACUACGUCGAGAACCCCUUCGAUGACCUUGACAACGAUGACUUCUACUCUCCGCCUGCCACCCCCGGUCGCCUGUCUCGCAACCCUUCCUUUUCCAACAGCAGCUCAUACCAAGAGGACUGGGAAACCUUCCCGCCACUCGACAAGUUGAGCAUCUUCGACCUGCUCGACAACUUCCAGCUCUCGCAGCGCUUCGAGAAAUGGCAGCUCGCGCUCAGUAUGCAGAGAGAAAAGGUGCGCAAGCAGCGCGAGAAAAUCCGGUCAACGGGCAUGAACGCCAAGGACCGCGUGGUCGGGGAAUUCAAGCGACGCGUCCCCACCGCGGACGAACAGCUUGACAAGUACCGCCGCCGCGUGAAGAAUGGUGUGGACCGUCUGGGCAAGCAGUGGAGUCAGACGGCCACUGUGACUGUGCGCGAGAAGAUCUCAUUCAUCGCCGGUGUGCUCAAUAUCUUCAUCAGCGGUUAUCUGAUCGGCGCCUGCCCGCAGUACUUCUACAUGUGGUUCAGCGCCCAGCUGCUCUACUUCAUGCCCAUUCGCUAUUUCACCUACCACGCCAAGGGUUACCACUACUUCCUGGCCGAUCUGUGCUACUUCGUCAAUUUUCUCAAUAUGGCGGCCAUAUGGGUCUUUCCGAAUUCGAAGAGGCUGUUCAUCGGAACGUUUUGUCUCACUUUCGGUAACAACGCGGCGGCUAUUGCCAUGUGGCGCAACUCUUUAGUCUUCCACAGCAUGGACAAAGUGGUUAGUCUCUUCAUCCACAUCAUGCCUCCGGCCACUAUGCAUUGCAUCGUUCACUUGACACCGGUUGAGAUUCUCAAGGAGCGAUUCCCGGCUGUCUAUGCCAUCAAGUUUAGCAAUCCUGGCGAUCCGGAACACUACUCGCUCGGCGCGAUGAUUAUUUGGGCCACCGUGCCAUAUAUUUUCUGGCAGCUGAUGUACCACUUGAUGAUAACUGUGCGUCGAGCCGACAAAAUCGCCGCUGGACGUCCGACCAGCUUCACCUGGCUUCGAAAGUCGUACGCCAAGGCAUGGAUUGGAAAGCUCGUUCUCAGCCUCCCCGAGACGCUGCAAGAGCCGGCGUUCAUGUUGAUCCAGUAUGCUUUCGCCUUGUCGACCAUGACUCCUUCUCCAAUCUUCUUCUGGUACCGGUGGGCAAGCGGCAUCUAUCUGUCCGCCCUAUUUGUGUGGAGUAUCUACAAUGGCGCGACUUACUACAUCGACGUCUUUGGCAAGCGCUUCCAGAAGGAGCUGGAGCAGCUACGAAAGGACGUCCAGCGCUGGCAAAGCUCCCCUGAUUUUGCAACCAGCCCGCUGGUCCUUCCGGAAUACACCGGUCCUCGCAGUGGCGCUCUCGGCGCACCGACCGCUCCAAACCCCCUGGAGAAGCAGGACAGCAUCGACCGCAUCCCACUCCUGGACCCCAGUUCGGUUGUUUCGGCUGCUUCUACUGCCGUCCGGGAGGCUUCCAAAUCCUCCGACACUACUGUUCGAGAGAGAAACUAG